AUGCGUGAAAUCGUGCUCAUCCAGGCAGGCCAGUGUGGCAACCAGAUCGGCGCCAAGUUUUGGGAGGUCAUCAGUGAUGAACAUGGUAUUGACCCCACAGGCAGCUAUCAUGGAGAUGGUGACUUACAGCUGGACAGAAUCAAUGUGUACUACAAUGAAGCAGCUGUUUUUGUUCCUGCAGGCAAUAAAUAUGUUCCUCGGGCCAUCCUAGUGGACCUGGAGCCAGGAACGGUAGACUCGGUGAGAUCGGGACCAUUUGGCCAGAUAUUCAGGCCAGACAACUUUGUGUUUGGCCAGAGUGGUGCAGGGAAUAACUGGGCCAAGGGCCACUACACAGAGGGAGCCGAGCUGGUGGACUCCAUGCUGGAUGUGGUGAGAAAGGAGGCAGAGAGCUGUGACUGUCUGCAGGGCUUCCAACUGACCCACUCACUGGGGGGCGGCACUGGCUCGGGCAUGGGCACCCUGCUCAUCAGCAAGAUCCGGGAGGAGUACCCAGACCGCAUCAUGAACACCUUCAGCGUCGUGCCUUCACCUAAGGUGUCAGACACGGUGGUGGAGCCCUAUAAUGCCACCCUCUCUCUCCACCAGCUGCUGGAAAACACGGAUGAAACCUUCUGCAUCGACAACGAGGCCCUGUAUGACAUCUGUUUCCGCACCCUAAAGCUGACCACCCCCACGUAUGGUGACCUCAACCACCUGGUAUCAGCCACCAUGAGCGGGGUCACCACGUGCCUGCGCUUCCCGGGCCAGCUGAACGCAGACCUGCGCAAGCUGGCCGUGAACAUGGUGCCCUUCCCCCGCCUGCACUUCUUCAUGCCUGGCUUCGCGCCCCUGACCAGCAGGGGCAGCAUGCAGUACCGCGCCCUGACGGUGCCUGAGCUCACCCAGCAGAUGUUCGACGCCAAGAACAUGAUGGCAGCGUGUGACCCGCGCCACGGCCGCUACCUGGCAGUGGCUGCCAUCUUCCGAGGCCGCAUGUCCAUGAGGGAGGUGGACGAGCAGAUGCUCAACAUGCAGAACAAGAACAGCAGCUACUUCGUGGACUGGAUCCCCCACAACGUGAAGACAGCCGUGUGCGACAUCCCACCGCGGGGCCUCAAGAUGUCAGCCACCUUCAUUGGCAACAACACAGCCAUCCAGGAGCUCUUCAAGCGCAUCUCUGAGCAGUUCACUGCCAUGUUCCGGCGCAAGGCCUUCCUGCACUGGUACACAGGCGAGGGCAUGGACGAGAUGGAGUUCACUGAGGCCGAGAGCAACAUGAACGACCUGGUGGCCGAGUACCAGCAGUAUCAGGAUGCCACUGCUGAGGAACACGAAGAGUUCGACGAGGACGAAGAGGAAGAGGUCGAGGAGGCUUAGGAACUUCUCAACCUCCUUGGUCAACUUGUUGUCCACCAGCUCCUCUAUGAUUGUCAACUAAGCUGAUCAGGUGUGUCUGUCCAAGUGCACUGUACUGAUAAUAUCUGUACUCGUAAUUCAGGGCUCCAUACUCUCCCAAUUUUCCUUCUUGCUGUUCUCAAAGUUUCAGGAUUUUCU
Messenger RNA from Marmota monax (woodchuck), 1536 nucleotides. RefSeq names its product tubulin beta chain. Gene Ontology annotation, cellular component: cytoplasm; microtubule. Gene Ontology annotation, molecular function: structural constituent of cytoskeleton; GTP binding; GTPase activity. Gene Ontology annotation, biological process: neuron migration; microtubule cytoskeleton organization; mitotic cell cycle. The record is from RefSeq and is a predicted model, not a curated record. NCBI's taxonomy places the organism in Eukaryota, Metazoa, Chordata, Mammalia, Rodentia, Sciuridae. Bases 1 to 1359 code for a protein of 452 amino acids. The transcript is spliced from 4 exons.